CUCUAUGGUAAGUUUCCGGAUAGAAGCAAGCAAGGAAGGAUGAGACGCCAUUUUGAUUCAUUCACGACGAAUGGCGUACUGGCGUUGUACGUCCUAAGUGUAAAAUUGUAGUGAUUGUUGUGUAUUUAGUUUAUUGUUGGUGAAUUUAAAGCUAAUUAAAGGACAAAACAAAUAAUUAGGAUUCCAAUCGUUGAUUGAUUGAUUGUCACAGCAGUCAUGGGACGAGGAAGGGAUCGUAGUCGUGAUAGACGUCGUAGUCGUAGUAGGAGCAGGAGUAGAAGUCGCAGUCGAAGUCCCCGUUAUGGUCUUGGAUCAGGCGGUGGCGGUGGAGGCGGCGGCGGCUACGGCGGAGGUCGCAGAAGCAAUCCUGGAGCUAGUCUACGAAAACCAAAGUGGGAUUUAAGUAGACUUAAGCCAUUCAAGAAAGAUUUCUACGUUCCUCACAUUGAUGUAGAAAACAGACCAGAAUCUGAAGUGGAGGCUUGGAGAAGUGAUAACGAAAUCACACUCAAAGGACGUAAUAUUCCUAAACCGACCAUGACUUUUGAAGAAGCAGGUUUCCCUGAUUAUGUUAUGGAUGAGAUUGACAAAAUGGGAUUUUCCAAGCCAACACCUAUCCAGGCUCAGGGUUGGCCUAUUGCAUUGAGUGGAUGUGAUAUGGUUGGUAUUGCAUCUACUGGUUCAGGAAAAACUCUAUCUUAUAUUUUACCUGCAAUUGUUCACAUUAACAAUCAACCAAAAUCAAGUCGUGGUGAUGGCCCUAUUGCACUUGUAUUGGCUCCUACCAGAGAAUUAGCACAACAAAUCCAAGAAGUCUGUGACAAGUUUGCAAACACAUCAAAAAUUCAUAACACUUGUCUGUUUGGUGGUGCUCCAAAAGGGCCGCAAGCCAGAGACUUAGAUGCUGGUGUAGAAAUAGUGAUUGCUACCCCUGGCAGACUUCUUGAUUUUCUUGAGAGUGGAAGAACUAAUUUAAAAAGAACUACUUACUUAGUGCUGGAUGAAGCUGACAGAAUGUUAGAUAUGGGAUUUGAACCCCAAAUAAGGAAAAUCAUUGAACAAAUCAGACCUGAUCGUCAAACAUUAAUGUGGUCUGCUACAUGGCCUAGGGAAGUUCAGAGUUUAGCUGCAGAAUUCUUAAAAGACUAUCUGCAAAUUAAUGUUGGCUCUUUGCAAUUGGCAGCUAAUCACAAUAUUUUGCAAAUUAUUGAUGUUUGUAUGGAAUACGAAAAAGAAACAAAAUUAAGUACUCUACUUAAAGAAAUUAUGGCUGAAAAAGAAAAUAAAACAAUUAUAUUUAUUGAAACCAAACGUCGAGUUGAUGAUAUUACAAGAAAAAUGAAACGUGAUGGGUGGCCUGCAGUGUGUAUUCAUGGAGAUAAGUCACAAAAUGAACGAGACUGGGUUCUACAAGAUUUUCGUAGUGGGAAAGCUCCCAUUCUAGUUGCUACGGAUGUUGCUGCUAGAGGUUUAGAUGUUGAUGAUGUUAAAUUCGUUAUCAAUUUCGAUUACCCAAGUAAUUCGGAAGAUUAUGUACAUCGCAUCGGAAGAACUGGACGAACUAACAAAACUGGAACAGCGUACACGUUUUUCACGCCAUCGAACGCUGCUAAAGCAGCCGACCUAGUGGCUGUUUUGAAAGAAGCCAAACAAGUAGUAAAUCCUAAAUUACAAGAACUUGCUGAACGAGGUGGGGGAGGUGGAAGAAGGCACCGUGGACGUGGCGGCAGAUAUCGUCGUGGCCGUCGUUCUCGCUCCCGCUCCAGGUCGCGCCGCCGUCGCUCCCGCUCCCGCUCUCGCUCACGUGAUCGUCGUCGCAGACGCCACAGCUCCUCCAGAUCUUCGCGAAGCCGAUCAUCGAGGUCAUCGAGAAGUCAUUCACGCUCCCGCUCCCGGUCGCGUAGCCGAUCUCGCUCAGGCAAGUGCAGCCCAGUGAAGAAUACUUCGGAUUCGGGUCAACAACAGGCGCCCCAAGCUCUUCUUCCCACGCCGAAAACCCUUCUACCGACUCCCAUAGGCCCUCAACUACCUAACCACAAUAACCAAGUGCCAUCCUCAUCCCCUGUAGAAAACAAAGCUCCUCCUAAUGAUAGAACAGUUCCUAAUAAUUCUUUGAACAAUGGUAGUCAAAAUUAUUUACAGCAGCCUCCUCCUCAAAUACCGCCUUUGAUGGCUCUUAAUCCUCAAAUGAAUAUGUGUACUCCUCCUCCUCCAAUAAAUGGCCAAGGCUUUGCUUUACCUCCUUAUUUUCCUGCUGAUCAGUAUGGUAUGAUGAUUCCAAACUUCCCUGCGCCAAUGCUUCCACCGGGUGGUUGGGCUGCCCCGCCGCCACCACCGCCUCCCCCUCCGCCCUCGGAGUCCUCGGCAAAAGGUAGUCACGAGCAAAGGGGCCCUGGCCAAAGUGGCCUCGAGUCAGAUUCCAGAAAACGCGGGGCUCGCUCAGGCGGGCUCGGUGGCUCGGGCGGCUAUGCACCCACUGCGGGCGGGCUCGGCUCCAGCAGCGGCGGGCUCGGGGCCGGCGGCGGGCUUGGCUCGUCUGGCCCCGGGCUGGGUUCGUCUGGCCCCGGGCUGGGCUCGUCAGGCCCUGGGCUCGGCAACAGCACCGCGCUCGGUUCCGGCGGCGGGCUGGGCUCCGGAGGCGGGCUGGGCUCGUCCGGUGGGCUCGGUUCGUCCGGUGGACUUGGCUCCGAUGGCCCAGCUGGCUCGCGUUCGCGAGGCCGCGACCGACGUCGCCGCGGCCGAGGAAGGGAUCACGACGACUUAGACUCUGCCAACUCAGGAGGUCUCGGCUCGUCAGGGCUCGGUGGGCCUGAUGGCGGCGGGCUGGGUCAACCGCCCGGCGCCGGCUACAAUUCUGGCGGUCUCGGCGUACCUCACGGGAGCCUCUUGCCGCGCAUGCUACCUCCGAGCGUUGUCGAUGGCGCUGGACCACAGGGUGCUAACUUUACUGCGUUCGGGUCUUAUGGAUCCAAAACUGUUAAGCAGAAUAACAAUGUUCAAGGAAACGAGAUUAGCGAGGGUUACAAUGCUGCUGCUGAUUGUAGAAUGGAAUAUUAUGGUCCACAAAAUGCUGGGCCCGGACGGCCUUACGGUCUCGGUAUGGACCAGAUGGGUGCCAACGGUGCGCUGGCGAAUGGCUCCGUGGGGUACAAUAAUGACCGCCAGAGAAAUCGCCGACGAUGAUUGCGACUGAGGUUUGUUAUAUUCAAACCAAUGCCAACUCACCUAUUUUAACAACUCCAUUACUCCACUACAUUACACGAUAUAAGCUGUCUUGGUGUUUGUCAGUCAGACUUUUAUUUACAGUGAUGGUCUGUAUGAUGAGCGCCUGCAUAAUUAUUGUAAUAUUAUUACUCUGUGCUCUAUAAGACUUGUCAGAAAAAUAAUAUUGUUGAGACACGUUUUAACGAUAAAUAUCUUUUUUUACAGAAAAUGGAUAUAACGGGGACUCUCGUCGACGCAGGCGACGUUAAACAUCAGUGAAAUGUGAACGAUCGUGUGGAGCAAGGAACAUAGUUUAGUUACAUAAGAUUUGACACAGACUAUUUUAAUUUCCAUUCCAUGUUGUAUUUAUUUAAUGUGUGACCAUUAGUGCAGUGAUACACAUGUGUUUAAGUAUUCCCCGAUUUUCAACUAGUACACAUUAUAAUGCAGUGUAUAUAAACAUUAAUUAUAUUAAUGUUCUAGAUUUAAUUUUAAAUAAUAAAAUUAUAUUAUCUCAUUUGAUAAAUAGUUUCAUAAAAGUGCCAGUAUAAUAUUCACGAUAUAUUUUGCAAUUUAUUAUUUAUACUGAUACUAAGAUUUAAAAUGGUCACGUGUACAUAAAUAAGUGAUAUUUGGUCACUACAAAAACCAUCUAAUUUUCUCAAUUAUUUUUGCUAAAACUACCAAAAAAGAUGAUUAGACAAUUAAUUACUGUCCAGUGUUGAUAAUUGAAUCAGUGUUGUGUUGUCAGUAGACAGUUUAAUUUGAGUAUUGCAUUGUCAGUACUUUGUGAAUCUUAGAAUUUUGUUUGUAUUGUGUUUUUAAGGGCAGUUGUGAUCAUUUAACUGUAGCAGGAUAAUAGAUUACUUAAAGUAUGUACCGUUCUUUAAUAAUAACAUUACUAUUCAAUGGUAUUUCCAUGAAUCUUUUUGACUAGUGAAGAGGAUCUUGUAAUACAAUGUAAUGUAAAC
Messenger RNA from Spodoptera exigua (beet armyworm), 4175 nucleotides. The record is from the annotation of a GenBank genome assembly. Lineage: Eukaryota; Metazoa; Arthropoda; Insecta; Lepidoptera; Noctuidae.